AUGAGCGGCGACAAGACCAUCUUCAAGGCCACCUACUCGGGCGUGCCCGUCUAUGAGUGCAUCAUCAACAAUGUCGCAGUCAUGAGGAGACGCUCCGACAGCUGGCUCAAUGCAACCCAGAUCCUCAAGGUCGUCGGUCUCGACAAGCCGCAGCGUACCCGUGUGCUCGAGCGAGAGAUUCAAAAGGGUGUCCACGAAAAGGUACAGGGCGGUUACGGAAAGUACCAGGGCACUUGGAUCCCCCUCGACAUUGCCAUCGAGUUGGCAGAGCGCUACAACAUCCAGGGUCUUCUCCAGCCUAUCACCUCCUACGUCCCAUCAGCUGCCGACUCGCCGCCUCCCGCUCCCAAGCACACCAUCUCUACCUCCAACCGUACCAAAAAGGUUCUGCCCGCCGAUGCAGGCGCUCUCGGCCGCUCACGACGCGCUACUAGCAUCGAGACCGAGUCCGAGGCAGUCGGUGCUACCCAGAACAACGCUUCCGAGGGCAGCAUGAGCCCGUCUCCCAGCGACAUCAGCAGCUCGUCUCGCACACCCAGCCCUUUGCCUGCUGACCGUGCCAACGCUGCCUUUGCCAACCAGUCUACUGCCGGCUUCAAUGGUCGCGAAUCCAACAACCAGGCCAGAUACGCCGACAUUAUACUUGACUAUUUUGUCACCGAGAACACCACCGUCCCCUCGCUCCUCAUCAACCCUCCGCCCGACUUCAACCCGGACAUGAGCAUCGACGACGACGAGCACACCGCUCUCCACUGGGCUUGCGCCAUGGGUCGCAUUCGUGUCGUCAAGCUUCUCCUUUCAGCUGGCGCAGACAUCUUCCGCGUCAACACAAACCAGCAGACCGCACUCAUGCGCGCCACCAUGUUCUCCAACAACUAUGACCUGCGCAAGUUCCCCGAACUCUUCGAGCUGCUUCACCGGUCCAUCCUCAACAUUGACAGGAACGACCGCACCGUCUUCCACCACGUCGUCGACCUCGCUCUCAGCAGAGGCAAGCCGCACGCUGCACGCUACUACAUGGAGACCAUGAUCAACCGCCUCGCAGACUACGGAGACCAGCUGGCCGACAUCCUCAACUUCCAGGAUGAUGAGGGCGAGACGCCACUCACCAUGGCUGCCCGCGCUCGAUCCAAGAGGCUCGUCAGACUGUUGCUCGAACACGGUGCCGACCCCAAGAUCCGCAACAAGGAGAGCAAGAACGCGGAAGACUACAUAAUCGAGGAUGAGCGCUUCCGAUCCUCGCCCUCGCGCACCGGUCCCGCCGGUAUCGAGCUCGGCGCGGACGGCUUGCCCAUGCUGCCCACCUCCUCCCUUCACACUUCCGAGGCGGGUCAACGCACCGCCGGCCGUGCUGUUACGCUCAUGAGCAACUUGCUGCACAGCCUCGCGGACAGCUAUGACAGCGAGAUUACCGCUGCCGAGAAGAAGCUCACGCAGGCCCACGGACUGCUCAAGCAGAUCCAGACCGAGAUUGAGGACAGUGCCAAGGUGGCCGAGGGUCUGCAUCACGAGGCCAAGGGUGUCGAGGAGGAACGCAAGCACGUCGAUUCGCUGCAGCUUGCGCUCAAGCACGGCAUCAACAAGCGCGCACGAGAAGACCUCGAGCGUCGCUGGACCGAGGGCAAGGAGGCGAUCAAGCGCGCGAGACUGCAAGCUGGUCUCGAGCCUGGAGCGCUCUCUGCCAGCAAUGCGGGCAACACUCUUGCUGGUGAAGCGGGCAAGGACGACGCCAAGAAGCUCCUCGACCCCCUGCCUGCAGGAACAGACCUCAAGACCGCCAUCGCUGAGCUCAAGCAGCAGCUCGGCCAGGUGCAGCAGCAGGAGAACCAGCUGGUGGACACCUUUGUCUCGCGCGCAAGGGAGCAGGGGACAGGACGAACCAUGGCUGCGUACAGGAGGCUCAUUGCAGCUGGAUGUGGUGGCAUCGCUCCGGAGGAGGUAGAUGCGGUGGUGGGGGUGCUGUGCGAGCUGCUGCAGGAGGGACACGCCGGUGCGGGAGCAGGCGCGGGUGGCGAGGGUGCGACGGGUGACGAGAGGGCACGGGAUGCGGCCAUGAUGUUGAAGGGCGCAGGGGCUGCUGCGCUUGCCGCGAAUGCGGGUGCCGCGUAA
Messenger RNA from Kalmanozyma brasiliensis GHG001, 2109 nucleotides. RefSeq names its product KilA, N-terminal/APSES-type HTH, DNA-binding. Gene Ontology annotation, cellular component: SBF transcription complex; MBF transcription complex. The transcript has 2 exons. NCBI's taxonomy places the organism in Eukaryota, Fungi, Basidiomycota, Ustilaginomycetes, Ustilaginales. Bases 1 to 2109 code for a protein of 702 amino acids. Gene Ontology annotation, molecular function: DNA binding; protein binding; transcription regulator activity. The record is from RefSeq and is a predicted model, not a curated record.